CCUCAAAACGGUGCUGGACCCGGGGACGUCAGGUGCCAGGGCUGGGUAUUUUUUUUUCUGGGUGCGGCGUGCGCGUCUCUGAGUGCGCGCGCCCUGGUGGUCACUGCAGGGCCCAUGUGUGCUGCAGACACACGCACAGGUGCCCGCGUCUAGCCGGCACCCGUGUCUAGCCGGCACCCGUGUCUAGCCGGCACCCGUGUCGCGCGCACACGGAUGGCAGGGUGGCACCUGUGCCCAGAUGCACGUGGGCCUCCGCCUGCGCGCAGCUGCCCUGCAAAACCCACUGAGCCCGAGACCAGAAGCUCACCUCAACCUUCUGCCCUGGCCUCUGCCAGCCAUCAGCUGGGUACCCCAGCAGUCACUGCCCUGCGCUGUCCACGCUGGGGUCGUGUGGGUCCUUCCAGAUGCUUCCUUAGUGACCCCUGGUGACCUGAGGAGCCACUUAGGAGCCCGGCCUCCCCAGACUCCACCCAGGGUCAGAUUCCCAGGAAUGACCUUGAGUCACCGCCCCUGCCCACGGCCCAGGAAAGAGGAAGCUGCGGGCCCAGCUCUUGGCACCGUCCUCCCCACACACAACCCUGGCUGCCACCAGAGUCAUCGGAUCCCUACACUCCUUCUGCUAGGCCUCAGUUUCCCUUCCGGAGCAAUGGCAGGGCAAGGCUCCGGGGUCUCCUGGCUGGCCUUUGAUGGCUGGGAGUCUAAGGACCUUCCUCGGGUGAGCCCUCGCUUCCUCCGAGCCUGGCACCCCUCGCCUGUCGCAGCUAGGAUGCCAACCAGGCGCUGGGCCCCUGGGACUCAAUGUAUGACCAAGUGUGAGAACUCACGCCCCAAGCCUGGUGAGCUGGCCUUUCGGAAGGGCGACAUGGUGACCAUCUUGGAGGCCUGUGAGGAGAAGGGCUGGUACCGCGCCAAGCACCACGGCAGUGGGCAGGAGGGGUUGCUGGCGGCCACUGCUCUGCGCCAGCGGGAGGCCCUUUCUGCAGACCCCAAGCUCAGCCUCAUGCCAUGGUUCCACGGUAAGAUCUCGGGCCAGGAAGCCGUGCAGCAGCUGCAGCCCCCCGAGGACGGGCUGUUUCUCGUGCGAGAGUCUGCUCGUCACCCCGGAGACUAUGUCCUGUGUGUUAGUUUUGGCCGAGACGUCAUCCACUACCGUGUCCUGCAUCGAGACGGCCACCUCACCAUCGACGAGGCCGUGUGUUUCUGUAACCUGAUGGACAUGGUGGAGCACUACACCAAGGACAAGGGGGCCAUCUGUACCAAGCUGGUGAAGCCCAAGAGGAAACAGGGUGCCAAGUCGGCCGAGGAGGAGCUCGCAAAGGCUGGCUGGCUACUCGAUCUGCAGCACCUCACUCUGGGAGCACAGAUUGGAGAGGGGGAGUUCGGAGCCGUCCUGCAGGGUGAGUACCUGGGGCAGAAGGUGGCCGUGAAGAACAUCAAGUGUGACGUCACAGCCCAGGCCUUCCUGGAUGAGACGGCUGUGAUGACAAAGCUGCAGCACAGGAACCUGGUACGGCUCCUAGGCGUGAUCCUGCACCACGGCUUGUACAUUGUCAUGGAGCACGUGAGCAAGGUGUGUGGGGUGGCAGAUGGGUGGAUGGGCGGGGUGGCCCAACAGCCUGGAGACCCCCAGGUCCCUCCCCCCAAACAGGGCAACCUGGUGAACUUCCUGCGCACGCGGGGCCGCGCCCUCGUGAGCACAUCUCAGCUCCUGCGGUUUUCCCUACAUGUUGCUGAAGGCAUGGAGUACCUGGAAGGCAAGAAGCUGGUACACCGGGACCUGGCUGCUCGCAACAUCCUGGUCUCUGAGGACCUGGUGGCCAAAGUCAGUGACUUUGGCCUAGCCAAGGCUGAGCGGAAGGGACUGGACUCCAGCCGGCUGCCAGUCAAGUGGUCAGCACCCGAGGCUCUCAAGAAUGGGCGGUUUUCCAGCAAAUCAGACGUCUGGAGUUUUGGGGUGCUGCUGUGGGAAGUUUUCUCAUAUGGAAGAGCUCCGUACCCCAAGAUGUCGCUGAAGGAGGUCUCAGAGGCCGUGGAGAAGGGUUACCGCAUGGAGCCCCCCGACGGCUGCCCAGCCUCUGUGCACACCCUCAUGGGCAGCUGCUGGGAGGCCGAGCCUGCACGCAGACCUCCCUUUCGCAAAAUAGCAGAGAAGCUGGGCCGUGAGCUCCGCAGCGCGGGUACCGCAGCUCCCAUUGCGGGACAGGAAGUUGAGGGUUCAGCUCCCCCACGGAGCCAGGAUCCCUGACCCUGAAACAGGGAGCAAGAGGACACAGGUUCAUGGUCACGGCACCAGGAUGGGCCAGUGCACAGGCUCCCAAGUCCCUGAACCCCCAAUAAAGAGUGAUCGGAAGGACUGGUACACUUGUGUCUCUGUGAAGCCCGUGUCUGCCCCUCCUCCCCCUUGAGCUCCCUGCACUCGCCUGUGGCAGGCCUGA
Alexandromys fortis (reed vole) is the source of this 2435-nucleotide messenger RNA. It is a transcript of the gene Matk, whose product is annotated as megakaryocyte-associated tyrosine kinase. Gene Ontology annotation, molecular function: ATP binding; non-membrane spanning protein tyrosine kinase activity; protein binding. The transcript is spliced from 12 exons. The record is from RefSeq and is a predicted model, not a curated record. Gene Ontology annotation, biological process: protein phosphorylation. Bases 239 to 2245 code for a protein of 668 amino acids. NCBI's taxonomy places the organism in Eukaryota, Metazoa, Chordata, Mammalia, Rodentia, Cricetidae.